Messenger RNA from Mytilinidion resinicola, 749 nucleotides. RefSeq lists its product as uncharacterized. NCBI's taxonomy places the organism in Eukaryota, Fungi, Ascomycota, Dothideomycetes, Mytilinidiales, Mytilinidiaceae. Bases 74 to 310 code for a protein of 78 amino acids. The transcript has a single exon. The record is from RefSeq and is a predicted model, not a curated record.
GGCCUCUUCCACCCCUUCUCCAUCUCCCUUCACCCCCUCCCUCUCCCCCUCUUCCCUGCCCCACACCUUUCCCAUGCUCCUCUCCCCCCUCUUCCCCACCGCCCCAAGAAACCGCUCCGUCUCCCUCGCCCACUCUUUAAUCCCAUCCACCACAUCUACCCCGCCAGCCUCGCCUGGCACCGCAGUGUUUCGGCGCGCUGUAGCUCAGCUCGCGGCAGCUGCAACCCCCCGCGUGUGCUCCAAUAGCUCGGCCAGCCGGUGCGGCACGGGCGCUGUGCCAGCACGUCCAGCGCGAGCGGUUUGUCGAUAACCGCGCGGAGGACGGCGAGGAUGCGCGUUGCGAGGGCGGCUUUGAGGGCGGGGAGCUGGGCGAUGGGAAGCAAAGGUGCGGCGAUUGCGCGUUCUACAGUGAGACGUAUUGGUGGUGUGGUUGCAUUCUGCCGUGGAUCACGUCCCCAUACGAUGCGGCAAUCAAUAAAGGUAGGUACCCAAGUCUGUAUGAAGAAGGGAGAAUAGAGGUACCACGGGGAAGGACAGCGGAUGCACGUGAUUUAAGCGAGGAUUGAGAGAAGGGAGAGGAGGGAGAGGCGGCACUUAAAGAAAAUGUGAGGGGAUGGAAGUAACUACGCGAUUACACUAAAGAGUAAGCCGUAAGCGAGGGGACUGCCAGAGGGAAGAAUCUUUUCACUCACCAUUCCCGACUUGACGCAAAUGAGAGACUUGAAUAGUAUAGCCCUCGUGCAUAACCC